AUGAAGACAAAGCCAGAGACAUGGCAGGAAGACGUCCAGUCCCUUCAGGCUCAGCCGAACCCGAAACCUAAUGCUAGUCAGGGUCUCAUGAUGUCAUCCAUCCCUAACCUAGAUGAGAAGUCAAUGCAUCCGGGCAUCCAAUUCUUACCCCUGACUCCACGACGGAUGGACGUGCUGCGUGCAGCGAAUUUCGAGGUACAAGAUCCAGAUUAUAACCAUCUUCCUGAAAUUGCCCCUCCAAACCCCGCCAAAUCCAUAACCAUAAUCAUGGCUUCUACAGAACCCGCACAGCUGCCUCCGGCUGCCGAGCGUCAAUCCGAAUUCGAGCAAGCUGUCGCAUACGCCCUGCACCUCUGGCCUGCCCUUACACUGUCCGUUCAGAACAACUGGGGUGGUCCCGACUCUGCCGACAAGCGCGAUUGGUUUGCUGGUGCUGUUGUUGAACUUUUCCCUGAAUACACCGACACACCUCCCAAGAAUGGCAGUGGUCCCGAAGAUCCUGAUCUUGAGGAGGUAGAGACUGUCCUACUACAGGUCAUGGUUGACGAGUUCGAGGUCAAUGUUGACGACGAUUCCGGCACAGAGGUAGCCUCCAAUAUUCUCCGUGCUCGCGCAAGCUGCACCCUCGGAACCUAUGACGAGGUCAAGACUCUGCGCGCCCGCUGGUUGAACCGCAAGGGUACAAAGGUGGAGGGCGUCUUCAAGAGGGUUGAGGACGACGACCAGGACACAGACUGGAGCGACGAGGAUGACGAAGACGACGACGGUGGUGCUGAUGUUGAGAUGGAUGAGGCUCCUGCUCUGGUUGCGGCACCUAAGGAGAAGCCCCAACCCCAGGUCGACGAGGACGGCUUCACCAUGGUCACCAAGAAGAAGAAAUAAGCAACGACGGCGAAAACAACAAAAAUGGGGUGGGCUUAAGAUGAUAGUCGCAUAUCAGACACGAGUUCCUGGUAUUUCAAUAUCAAGCUACAGGCUCUGGGUCAAAAUGCCAAUCACAAAAUACCGAACGCCGAGCUGGACAAGCAAAAUCCGAUCGUCCCAAGCAUACACUAUACCAAUUUCAGGCUCUAUUCCCAGUCCUCAUCGCUAUCUGAAUCAUCGUCACUGUCUUCCUCGUCGCUACUCUCUUCCUUCUUCUUGGAGUCCUUUGAGUCCUUGGGACUGUUGGGAGUCUGGGUUGUCUUUCCAGAGGCAGCGCCGACGACGUCAUAGCUAGCUUCGCUAUCGGCCUGUGACUUCUCGUCGUUGGAUUUACGAGGCUCGGCUGGCUUCAGCAGUGUCUUUGCGGCAGGCUGGGUAGUGUUGGAGGAAGCAGUGGCAGGGGUGGCGGCGGCGGCAGGAGUGGCCUUGGUUUCGGUCUUGGUUUCAGUCUUGAGUUCAGUCUUGGGCUCAGUCUUGGGCUCAACUUUGGUCUUGGUCGCGGGGGUGCUGGUGUCAGCAGAGUCGUCGGAGUCAUCAUCAGAAUCGUCGUCACUCCAGGCAACAUCAUCCUCGGCAGAGGCAGCUGUUUGUUUGUUAGUGGCUUGCUGUUGAGAUGUCACAAUUGACUCACCCUUGAGGAGAUCUCGUCGUCUAGCUUCGGCUGUCUCAAUACCGUGACGAAGGAAAUAGUAGCGCUUCCAGAAGUCAACGUAGGGAACCUGGUCAGGAACCAGCUUCUCCAUGGUAGCCCGCAAGUCUGGAAAUUUCUGUAGAUCAUUAUUGAUAUCCGGGGUCUUCUUAUCAGCGUCAAACUCCUUUGACCAAGCAGCAUAAUCAG
Molecule: messenger RNA, 1762 nt
Organism: Fusarium graminearum PH-1
Lineage: Eukaryota; Fungi; Ascomycota; Sordariomycetes; Hypocreales; Nectriaceae
Exons: 4
Coding region: 1-882 (293 amino acids)
Biological process (GO): maturation of SSU-rRNA from tricistronic rRNA transcript (SSU-rRNA, 5.8S rRNA, LSU-rRNA)
Cellular component (GO): nucleus
Source: RefSeq, a predicted model, not a curated record